GUUUAUGGAUUUUUUGGGGUGUAUAAUCCGCUCUCUGCAAAUCAGUACGCAGCAGUAACACGCCAUCUGUUAGCUCGGAAGCUGUGACUCAAAUAUUGUUAAGAUCGGCGAAAGAGAUUCGAAGCGCUGGGCUGGUGGCGUCGGCGCCCCUCCGGAGCCUGUCGUCCGCUUCGAUGGACUGAAGCUCUACUCUCUUCAUCCACCAGAAUCAAAGCUGAAGUCCGCAAAUAUGUGGGAUCCCUCUUUUUUAAAAAAGUAAACCGGCCGCAUUACACUUUCGCUGGCUGAAUAAUAAAUAACCAGUGUGUCAUUCGUGCGUGGUUUCGCGGGGAAUUGUGCAAAAAAAAUGAUGAAUUUGAGUGCAAGAAGCCGGGAGCAAUAGAGGAGGAAACUGCAUUUGCUUUUCAAUUGAUGGAACCUUUUGAAUUUGGAAACGAAGGGGAUUGAACGGUCAAGGGUUUAAUUUGGCGUAAUACCGAAAUGGGAGAGAACAUGUCGAAGAGGUUAAAGCUGGUGUCGGGCUCGGACUCGGAGAUGGAGGAGCGCUCCUUCGUCAACCCAUUCCCGGACUGUGAUCAGGGGGUCCUCACAUCCUCCAAUUCGGCGACGGAGGAUGACGCCAGCGAGCCUUUCGAUGCAAAUGGAAAGAUCAGCGAGACCUUCAACAAGAAGGUCCAGAACAAAAUCAAGGAUCUGCUGCAACAGAUGGAGGAAGGCCUGAAAACCGCUGAUCCACACGACUUCUCAGGCUACACUGGCUGGACGGGGAUCGCGCUUCUCUACCUCCAGCUCUAUCGCCUCACUCAAGACUCGAGUCACCUGCAGAGGGCGCUGGACCACGUCAAGCGGACCCUGCGCAACCUGAAUGGCCGACGGGUGACGUUCCUGUGCGGCGACGCCGGGCCACUCGCAGUGGGGGCCGUGGUGCACCACAAGCUGAACAACCGCACCGAGUCAGAGGACUGCAUUGUCAAGCUCCUUCAGCUCCAGCGCUCUGUCACCCUGGACUCGGACAUCCCCGACGAGCUGCUCUACGGCCGUGCCGGGUACCUCUACGCCCUCCUCUAUGUCAACAAAGAGAUCGGCCCCAACACAGUGGAGGAGGCCGUCAUCUCCAAGGUGGUGGAGGCCAUCCUGGAGUCGGGGAAGAGGCUGUCCACGGCAGAGAAGAAGACCGAGCGCUGCCCCCUGCUGUACGAAUGGCACAGGAAGCAGUACGUGGGGGCGGCGCAUGGCCUGGCAGGCAUCUACUUCAUGCUGAUGCAGCCGGGGGCCAAGCUGAGCCAGGAAGUUCUGACGGAGCUGGUGAAGCCCAGUGUGGACUACGUGAGGCACAAGAAGUUCCGUUCUGGGAACUACCCGUCGUCGCUGAGCAACGAGACGGACCGGCUGGUGCACUGGUGCCACGGCAGCCCGGGGGUCAUCCACAUGCUCAUCAUGGCCCAUAAGGUGUUUAAGGAGGAGAAGUAUCUGAAGGACGCAGUGGAGUGCGGUGAGCUCAUCUGGCAGCGGGGUCUGCUUCGUAAGGGCUACGGCAUCUGCCAUGGCACGGCGGGCAAUGGCUACGCCUUCCUCUCCCUCUACCACCUGACGCAGGAGAAGAAGUAUCUCUACCGAGCCUGCAAGUUUGCCGAGUGGUGCUUGGGGUACGGGACACACGGAUGCCGCAUACCGGACAGACCGUACUCCCUGUUUGAAGGUAUGGCGGGGGCUAUCCACUAUCUUUCUGAUGUGAUCGAGCCUGAAACUUCCUGCUUCCCGGCCUUUCAACUUUGAUCUCUGCUUUUGGGUGGAUCUCGGACUACCUGGGUUGGGAUGACUCAGUGCCCCGGCGUUGACCCCCCCCCCCAGCCCAUGCAUGCUUUUCUUGUUCCC
Paramormyrops kingsleyae is the source of this 1875-nucleotide messenger RNA. It is a transcript of the gene lancl2, whose product is annotated as LanC lantibiotic synthetase component C-like 2 (bacterial). Lineage: Eukaryota; Metazoa; Chordata; Actinopteri; Osteoglossiformes; Mormyridae. The record is from RefSeq and is a predicted model, not a curated record. Gene Ontology annotation, cellular component: plasma membrane. Gene Ontology annotation, biological process: carbohydrate metabolic process; peptide modification.